UGGAGAGUGCAUCCGGAUUGAUUUCUUGAUGGAGAAAACUGAGAAACCUGGCAUGUACAGAUCCUUUUGGAAUUCACUACUUACAUACGUCUAUGAGCUGCCAGUGAUGGACCACUAUGUCUUCUACAGUGAACUCAAGUUAAUUGAGAAAAAAAUCUAUGCGGGAGAGCUCAUAGGGAAGGACCCCAAAGAAAACCCUCAGGCCCUAGAAGAGUUCAAGAAAUUCAUACAGUCAAAAGGCUUUCCACUAGAAAACAUCAUUGUGCCUCAGCAGAGAGGCAACUUACAGUAG
Messenger RNA from Rattus rattus (black rat), 292 nucleotides. Its product is annotated as vomeronasal secretory protein 2-like. Bases 29 to 292 code for a protein of 87 amino acids. The transcript is spliced from 4 exons. Gene Ontology annotation, molecular function: small molecule binding. Lineage: Eukaryota; Metazoa; Chordata; Mammalia; Rodentia; Muridae. The record is from RefSeq and is a predicted model, not a curated record.